Molecule: messenger RNA, 1790 nt
Organism: Cryptococcus deneoformans JEC21
Lineage: Eukaryota; Fungi; Basidiomycota; Tremellomycetes; Tremellales; Cryptococcaceae
Exons: 8
Coding region: 246-1529 (427 amino acids)
Cellular component (GO): cytoplasm
Molecular function (GO): electron-transferring-flavoprotein dehydrogenase activity; flavin adenine dinucleotide binding
Source: RefSeq, a predicted model, not a curated record
CAAAUACACGACAAGUAGCUCUGCUUAUUAGUAACCAACAAACAACUGAUAACGAAGCAAGAAGAAUCCAAGCCGUCGGUCUAAAAAGAUUCCAUACGUAUAUAUACCCCGAGUAAGGGUAUGCAAAACCAUCCCCCAAAUUCUAUCUCUUCGCAAACCGCCCAUACUCGUUGCCCUUGAAUACACCUUCAGCUGAUCUACCUUCCAAGAAGCUUCGAUAAAUAUUCUAAUCGUCAUAACAAAACAUGUCUUCGCAACCAUCCAACAUUGUCAUCAUCGGAGCCUCUGUGGCUGGGCAUAACCUCGCCAAUUCCCUUUAUCCUACACUGCCGUCUACCCAUCGUAUCUUGCUUAUUGACGCACUCGAUUACGGUUUCUUCCCCAUCGCAUGUCUCCGUGCUGCCGUCGUUCCUGGCUGGGAAGAUAAGGUCACGGUACCGCUUACCACCAAGACCGUUUUCCCUUCUGGUACUGCCCAUCAGGUCAUCGCCCUUAACAAAGUCAUUGAGCUGCGCGAGAACUCUGUGGUCUUAGAGAAGCCUUUCGAAGGCUCCACAGAAGUCCCAUUCUUCCGCUGUGUCAUUGCUACUGGAGCCUCUCAGCCCUCCCCAAUGAGACCACCCCCAGGCGCCACCAGCCAGAAACAGUUCAUUGAUAAUCUCCGACAUAUUCAAAGCGACAUAUCCAGGGCUAAGAAAGUCGUGAUCAUCGGAGGUGGUACAGUCGGCAUUGAAUUCGCGGGAGAAGUUCGAGACGCCCAUCCUGAUACCGAAGUUACGAUCAUCCAUUCCAAACCUUCCCUUUUAUCUCCGAUCCCAUCUGCAGGCCCUGAAUCCUCUUCCAAUCUGAGUUGGUCCUCUCCUCCCACCAAUCCCAAACUCUCUAAGAGUCUAGAGCAGGUUCUUAAAAACCUCAACGUCAACCUGAUCCUUGAUGAUAGUGUCUAUAUCCCAGUGGGAGAUAAUGCAUCAGUCGCGGGCGAAUGGGAUGGGUCAUUCGGCCUCCAGGAUGAAGUGAAGAAGCUCAAGUUGCGAAGUGGAAAGGAGGUGCAAGGUGAUUAUAUCUUUGUGAGCGUUGGCAAUAAUCCAAACAUUGGGCUGGUGGCGAGCGUGGACCCGGCCGCAAUAACUAGCGGAUUGGUAGCAGUUGACGAUUAUCUGAAGGUUGCAUCCGACAACCCAGCCUCUCUUCUCACGAAGAAUAGUAACUACUAUGCUGUCGGCGAUGCUUCCGCUGUUACAGGGUUGAAAACGGCAUGGCUUGCCCGUGUCGCCGCGACGCAUGUUGCUAAGAACAUUAUCAAUGAGGUCAAAGGCAAAGAGCUUUUGAAGUACUCACCUGGAAGUUUCAAUGCCUUGUUUGUCCCUAUAGGUCCAACACAUGGCGCCGGCUCCAUCACAUUCCCUUUCUUGGGUACCUGGAUUGUUGGUGGGGGCGUGGUUAAGGCAGCCAAGGGGAAGGAUUUACUCAUCGGCCAGGUCUGGCAGCCUCUCUGGCAAGGGAGUGAUAAGGUUGACUUGAAGGUGUGAAAUGUGUAGGUCGAUUCACUUCUUGAUUAAUUAAAGGCUCCUGUUUCUGUAUGGCAUUUAUAACCUAUAGCCUAUAUGGGAUUUCUGUUUUGUUGAAUUAUGUAUUUUUCUUGAACUCUUUUAUUGGACUAUGAUUCUCUCUUAGACUCUUUCGUAUAGUACUGCUCAUUAUCGUAUUAUUGAGACGACAGAUUAAAAAGAGAACGUAAUAGUAAGGAACUAAUCUUGAAUGUCCAGUGAUGAAUGAAUAAUGGUAGCGAU